Fusarium pseudograminearum CS3096 is the source of this 849-nucleotide messenger RNA. RefSeq lists its product as uncharacterized. The transcript has 5 exons. Bases 1 to 849 code for a protein of 282 amino acids. Lineage: Eukaryota; Fungi; Ascomycota; Sordariomycetes; Hypocreales; Nectriaceae. The record is from RefSeq and is a predicted model, not a curated record.
AUGCCUGGAAAGCCAAGCGACUGGGACAAUGCCGAUUUCCUCUUGGAUCUCGUCGUCGGCCUCUACACCGGUGCUCAGACCAACAAGGGCUUGACUCCUGCCAUCAAGGAAUCCAUCGAGGAGUACCUCAAGACUCGUGGAUACACCACUUCCUUUGACGCUGUUCGCAUCAUGGCCAAACGUCAAGUGAUGAUUUGGGACGCCAACGUCCAUGAGGAUAUCCUCAUCAGCCUUUUUCAGCACAUCAAGCCCAGCUCCGAUGACUGGAGCAACGUAAUGAGUGAUCUCCAGGGGAAGGGAUACUCAUUCACCGAGAGUGCUCUUCGCGCAUACUUUUGUUUUCUUUUACUUGCUUCGCCUGUUCAAUUCAUCAUGCCACCCAAGGCUACCCGUGGAUGGGAUGCUGCCUCUCACGAGGAUCUCCUUCUUGCGCUCUUGGAAGAGAUGAAGCCCAACAAGGCCAUCCUCACCAGUGUGGCCGACAAGAUGCGCACCAAGGGCUACACUUACUCCUUUGACGCGAUCAAUCAGCACGUUCAGAAGCUUCGAAAGAACCGCGACACAGCUGCGAUCCAGAACGCUGGUUCUGACACCGCCACUCCUCGCAAGGCUCGAGCUACUGCUCCCAAGACUCCCAAGCGAGCCCCCAAGCGAAAGGCUCCCGCCAAGUCUGCUUCCAUCGCCGAUGACGAUGAAGACCUUGAGGACAUGAAAAUGCAGCUCAAGAUGGAAGACGCCGACGUCGAUGAUGAUAACCUCCUGUCUCCCAAGGGUGCCAAGCGAGCCCGAAAUGUCACUCCCAAGGCUGAGCCUGAUGCCGACGAUGAGGGUGACAGCGGCGAGGCCUAA